CACGACUGUGUCAACUGUAUUGAAGAAAGGUCGAGUAUCUAAUUUUACCUCUUGACAAUGGCCACGAGACUUUUCAUCAUCGCUGCUGUUGUGGUUGCCAUGGCUAUUGCUAUGGUGAAUGCCUGCACAUCUUCGUCGGGACGAACCCCUGCAUGGGACGUGGGCGACAAUACUGAGGUGUAUCCGACAUUCGACCCUGCCACCAAAUCAGUAGGCGUCGGUGUUACUGUCAGGUUCAAGAGAGGCGCCGCUGCCAUGCCCCGUAACGCCGUCCCAGACCCAGAUCAGGUGUUCAAUAAAUUGAAUAUGAACAAGAACUCUUUCAUUGAAGUUCAAGAAUGGAAACGUCAGAAGGGAAGCAUCUUGAAUUUCGCUGAGAUGUUGAAAGCUAUCGACAUUGACGGGGAUGAACAGAUCUCAUUAGAAGAGUUCAAGGAGCUGGGAUUGUACUACAAGACUAUACAAGGGCAAUAGUUUGAUCCGGAGAAGUGGACGUUGGUCUAUCACAUGUACUCAAGAGAUUACCGUGUACUUACCGGCCGUAGCACUGCUUUAGUUUAAUUAUAUCAACACUGCAACCUGUCAUUGCCGUGACAGCGUAUCAUCUCGAGUUAUAUGGUUUCAUACUAUUUCGUGAAAGCACAAUUCAUUGUGAUCUACUUUUUAAAGAUUUAGCUUUGAAGUGGGUUUACAAUUAUAACAAUUCUAAACCUCUCAAUCGCCAUGAGGCGAAAUGACGUGCAGUAACCGACUUAUAUCAGGCAAUUCUGGCCAGAUAAGCGUGUAAAAUAAUGUUGUUAUAAUUAGCAUGAAUACUGUAAAACCAUUUAUUUUUACUGACAUUUAAUUCCACUAUUUGGAUGUUUUGAUCACAUUCCCUGUGUUUUAAUUUCACGAAUUUGUCAAGGAAACAAUGGGUUUUAUUAUUAUUUUACAUGUUCGAGGAGAUUCAAUUUAGCGGAUCUUACUUAUCAGCGAAAAUAGUAAAAUUUAAACAGUGAAGAAUUAAUGCAUUAACAAUACAUUACUCGCAUUGUAAUUUGCUCAUGAAUAAUUCAACAGUUAUCGCUCCACGUUGAAUACAUUAUUGUAAGAAGAUAAUUUGCAUUGAUCAUCCAAACAAGUUCAAAAUAACUAUGCGAUGUUUACCAUGUUCAAAUGAAUACAGCUGCAUCUGUUUACAAUCUAAAUAAAGACAAAGAUACAU
This is a messenger RNA of Saccoglossus kowalevskii, 1207 nucleotides long. RefSeq lists its product as uncharacterized. The record is from RefSeq and is a predicted model, not a curated record. NCBI's taxonomy places the organism in Eukaryota, Metazoa, Hemichordata, Enteropneusta, Harrimaniidae. Gene Ontology annotation, molecular function: calcium ion binding.